AGUGAAGGCCCAAGACCUGGGAGUUCUCUCACACCAGAAGCUCACGAACACUAGCAGAGGCAGAUUGUAGCCUUUUGUCUGUAACAACCACCCUUUACCUGGGCCUCAACCCUGAGUCAGACCGUGAGAACUGAGGACAGCGGCAGUUUACAGGACAAAGUUCGGCUAAUAACAACUGAGUAGUUCAGGCGAUCUCAGGUGUUUUCCAACUUCUUAACAGUAUCAGCCCUCCUCACUCCGUGGAUGCUGCAGAGACCCCCUUCAGCACGGGCCACGUGGUGUGGAACCCUGGACAACAUUCUGGCUCAGACGUUGCUUGCCCUCCAACAACACUGCCACCAAUUAAAAAUGAAUGGGAGAACAGACUCCCUCCUAGAGACAGAAGCAGGCUUGAUGGUGGGCGUGUGUGUGGUGAGGGCAGUGGCCAGCCUAGUUCACAGCGCACAGGACCCUAGGCCCUCAGCUACAGAGGGCAGGGCUAGAAAGGGAAGAGGGGAAGUGCUCAAGAUGGACACACAGAGAUGGAUUCCGAGUACGGGUGUGGGCAGUGGAGACCAGGCUACCAGGCUAGUCAGAUCUCAAGGCAGCAAAGGACAGGCGAGGGAGGGCCUGGGUACAUCAGUGUCCACGAGGAACUGCCGCUAGACCUGGCGGUGAGCGGGAGGAAAGGCCUUAGGCCUAGUGACCUCACUGGAAUUCCAGGUGUUCUCCAUCUCUGCAGCCAGCUCAGCAGGAAGGCAGGCAGGGCGGGGCGGGGACCAAGCGUCUCCUUCCAAGGCCUUCUACAGGACCCCAACCCUAAUGGGCCUGGGACCCUUGUCCAUCUGUGUAUUUACUCCUCACCUCCACCAGGCCUGGCUGAUCUCUAGCACUGGGUUGGGAGGGAGAUGUAAAGUCUCAAACCAGACAAACAGCUGAGGUGCCUACUUAACAGAUCAAAGCAGGCCUAGCUGCCAGGUUCUCCCUGCAUCCCUCAGUCAGUUACAGGGUAUGGCUGGCAUACCCUACUCCCUACCCUGAACUCUCCAGUGCAGGGGGCACGGAGCUAGGCUGCUCUUGAUCCAACCUUUUGGUUACCCACCCCUUUUGUACAUUUGGCCUCCUGGCUCCUGCACCUGGUUGCCCCCACUUCGGAUCUCCUCACAAGGCUCAGGGUCAUGUCCGCUCUGGACUCUCACAGAGACAGGUCUCUGACUCUAGCUAUGAUCUCCGUUUUAUCCUCCACUCUACCUGAGAGCAGUCCUAUCCCUUCCUUUUUUCGUUUUCUCAUUCAGAAGGGGUGUUAAGGGUGGGGCCUGCCUGGCAUCACUACCUGCCCAUCAGUCCAUAUGGAGUAGUCACACCAAGGGAUUCUGGGUUCUACUGAUCCCCAGGCCCAAGAAGGAAGUGGAGCAAGAUACUCAAGUGACCCAGAACAGGGCAUGCAGACCAUAAUACCCUCCCUCAGGCCUGGCCUUUAGAGCAAGAGAAUGUCUAAGAUACAGAGUGACCCUAGCAGGACAGCCAUGGAGCCUCUAGAUAAACCUUCUCCGAAUGUGCUUGCCAGCAGGAGGGGACAGUGAGCAGGCCCAUGGCUUCUGGGCCUUGAGCUGUGUGAUCUGUGCCCACCGGCAGCUCGGAUGACAUGAAUUGGUCAUCUUUUGCGGGAUUCCGCCUCGCCUUCAGAACAGCCCGUGGAGACCCUAGCAUUUGAAAUAAAAGCACUAUGUCUUCAUAAAAAAGGGUGUACAAGGCCUCCACAGGCUGACCUGCAAAACCAUACAGGUGACAUAAGGCUAAGAAACUGGGGCCCAUGUGGGUGACCCAGGGCCAUGGGUGGUAGGAUCCAUGCUCGUGCCUAGGGUCCAUCAGGGAGGCCCCAGGUUGACCUUGGCUCUUCAGGGCCUGGCUGUGACUUUUACCAGGAAACCCACUGCGUAGACCUCAGGCCUCUAUUGGCCUCUCAACUUAAGAUUAGGAGGGUGGAAGUGAUGGACACAGUCUCCUGACUUGGCUGGAAUAGCCCUGGCUUAGGCUCCAGGAUGACGCUCUUUAGACCGGACUCUGGCAAGAGACCAACUUUCAGCCAUCUAAUUCUGGCCCUUGAGGGAUGAGGACCUAAGACCUGGGCUCUUUGGAAUCAUUGUCCCACAGUGGGGAGAAGGUCUGCUAAUAGCAAGAGUUGUACACGUUUCAGACGUUAAUUUUACAGUCUUCAUGUUCUGGGUAGCUAGAAACUGUGAAAACCCUCGUGGGCCCCACUCCACCUGCUCGAGUGCAGAGUAUGGCACUGUUGGUGGCACCACAGGCUCCUCACGACACCUUCUGACCCCUUGUGCAAACAGGAUAACAUCGGGACUAUCUGGUACCCAACAGGCCAUGUGGAUAUGAGUUCUGCCUAGAGAGCCUUCCAGACAUUCACCGGUGCUGGUAGGAUUUGGCAUACAACCUCUUGGAUGGGUGCUAGUCUGGCAGAAGCAGAGAUGGGCUUUUCUGGACCCUGCCUUAAGGAGACCUUAAGUGGCCUUGCAAUGGUCCAGAGAGGGAGCCACACACGCAUGAGAGGGAAUUUCUUUCUUCUGACUUUUAAACUACCCAAACUCUUGAGAAGCCAACAAUGGGUACCCCCAAAGAACACCCCGAGGGGAGCAUAUGGAGUGUGUGACAACGCUAAGGUUCUAUUCACUAUAAACCUCAGAUCCCUUGAGGGAAUUCCAAAAGCACUUCUGGGUCACAGGGACUGGAAGCAGUCAUGGGCACCCAGAAAGCAGGUGUCUCUAGGAUAUUGGCUGUCUGUGCUGGAUGGUUUUAUGUCAACUACAUGUAAGCUAAAGCCAUCUGAGAGGAGGGAAUCUCAACUGAGAAAAUGCUACCAUAAGAUCAGGCUUAGGGCCCGGAAAUGCAUCUGCUUGUCUCGGGCGAGAUGGCUUCAAGGUUACUUCGCGGAGUGGGCGCUUUGGCGGCGCAGGCCCUGAGGGCCCACGGUCCCCGUGGCGUGGCCAUGACCCGCUCCAUGGCUUCUGGAGGUGGUGUCCCUACUGAUGAGGAGCAGGCUGCCGGGCUGGAGAGGGAGAUCAUGAUAGCAGUACAGAAGGGACUGGACCCACACAAUAUGCUACCUCCAAAGGCAGCUUCGGGCACCAAGGAAGACCCUAAUCUAGUCCCGUCCAUCAGCAACAAGAGAAUAGUGGGCUGCAUCUGUGAAGAGGACAACUGUACUGUCAUCUGGUUUUGGCUGCACAAAGGCGAGAGUCAGCGAUGCCCCAACUGUGGAACCCAUUCCAAGCUGGUGCCCCACCAAAUGGCCCACUCAGCCCCUAUGUUAUCUUUUCAGAAUGUAAAGAAAAACUUCUCUCUAAUAAAGACUAGCCAUUGCACUGGCUCCUCCCAUAAAAAAAAAAAAAGAUCAGGCUUAGGGAAGCCUUUAGGGCAUUUUCUAGUGGGUGGUGCCAUCCUG
Molecule: messenger RNA, 3436 nt
Organism: Mus musculus (house mouse)
Lineage: Eukaryota; Metazoa; Chordata; Mammalia; Rodentia; Muridae
Product: predicted gene, 34962
Exons: 1
Source: RefSeq, a predicted model, not a curated record